This is a messenger RNA of Oncorhynchus keta (chum salmon), 1872 nucleotides long. RefSeq names its product serine/threonine-protein phosphatase with EF-hands 2-like. Gene Ontology annotation, cellular component: cytosol; nucleus. The transcript has 8 exons. Gene Ontology annotation, molecular function: protein serine/threonine phosphatase activity; protein binding. Lineage: Eukaryota; Metazoa; Chordata; Actinopteri; Salmoniformes; Salmonidae. The record is from RefSeq and is a predicted model, not a curated record. The coding region runs from base 996 to 1595 and encodes 199 amino acids.
GGGUGUCAUAGGCCUAUAAAAAGGUCAUUGUAAGUGUAACAUAUUAUAAGACUAUCCAAAGGAAAAACACAAUGAAGGUAUUAGUUAGCAGAACAACGAAGAAACCCUUCAGAGAGCAGAAGAGGAAAAACAAGGCCUACUCCACCUUCAUCUACAAGAUCCGGAGAGAGGGUGACUUCAUCCCCAUCAUGGACCGUUUAUUGGUGAACGAGUCUACCUGCCCGCGGAGGGUGCUGGUCCGUUUGGUCGGCUCCGAGGCCGCCCGCCUGUCACGGCUCAACAGGAGGAAAGUCAUCACCCAACUAGAAGUCCACACUGCCAUGGCACGGUUGAGACAAGGGAGAAAACAUGCCAGGCAAACGGGCGCCUGAAUGCUCUUAUGAACGCUUUUAAUUUUAUGUAUAUUUAAUAAAGAUGUCUUGUUUUUACUCAUCGUGUUGUCAUUCCAACAAAUCAAUGCACCACUAAAUGUUCAUAACAAGUUGCGCACCUGAAGGCUGUAUAAUUGAAUGUUAAAGCGGUAUGCUCUCGCCUCUAACCGCGGUCCAAUUACUUCGAGGGGCGGGGAAAGGCAUUGCCAUAAUUGAUGCAUUUGCUUGUCUUGUCAGGGGCGCAGAUGUGCGCCAAACUCAGUCAACCAUAGCCGAACUCCGGCGCGUGGGGAAAGCGGAAAUCAAAUGGACCCUUAUGUUCCGCGCUGUGCGUGACGCCCACUCAAAACACGCGUGUUGCUUACGGAAGCAGAAGCGUACAAGACUCACAUUUUGGCGUAGACUCUGCUGCGGCACAACCAAACAUCUUUAUCAACCCAACCGGUGUUCAGGAGGAACAGGCGUGUUCCUUAGAUGAGCUGGGUAGUCUUGGACUUGUCGCAGGUCACUGGCAGCAGAGAACUGGAAGGAAAGGCGGCCAAAGGAGCUGUUGGCUUUGGGGAUGACCAGUGAGAUAUACGAGGCGACUGUAGUGACUGCUGGACGCCUGUAGUGACUAGCAUUAUGGGAUGUGGCACCUCCGUCACCACCGACAACAAGAGGAGACUGACGACAGACCAGAUGGCCAAGAAAACUCCCAGCCCUGCACUGGCUAUGAAGGCAGCCAUCCUGAUCCAGCGUUGGUACAGACGUUACAUCGCCAGGUUAGAGAUGAGACAGCGAUACACCUGGAACAUCUUCCAGUCUAUAGAGUAUGCUGGGGAGCAGGACCAGCUACAGCUCUCCAGUUUCUUCAGUUUCAUGCUGGACAACUUCACUCAACUCAACGGGAAUGGCCCAGAUCUGAUCUCCCACCUGCUGGACCCAGUGGUUGACCCGUGGUCAGACAGAGAGAGACAGAACAUGUAUGAACAGAUCACUGUUCCUGAGUCCUACAGCGGUCCUCACCUCACCUUCCCCCUCACCGUCUCUCACACCAACGCCCUGCUCUCUGCAUUCAAAGAACAACAGCCUCUCCAUGGCAGAUACAUGCUGCAGUUGUUACACCAGACUAAGAAGCUCCUGAAACAGAUGCCAAACGUCAUUCACCUGUCCACACCCUACGCCAAGGAGAUCACAAUAUGUGGUAACUAUGUUGUCCAAUAUUGUGUUCAGUACUGCUAACUAUGUUGUCCAAUAUUGUGUUCAGUACUGCUAACUAUGUUGUCCAAUAUUGUGUUCAGUACUGCUAACUAUGUUGUCCAAUAUUGUGUUCAGUACUGCUAACUAUGUUGUCCAAUAUUGUGUUCAGUACUGCUAACUAUGUUGUCCAAUAUUGUGUUCAGUACUGCUAACUAUGUUGUCCAAUAUUGUGUUCAGUACUGCUAACUAUGUUGUCCAAUAUUGUGUUCAGUACUGCUAACUAUGUUGUCCAAUAUUGUGUUCAGUACUGCUAACUAUG